AUGACAACGUUACCGUGGAUUAAAUAUGAUAAUGGACCCUUGUCUGGUAGUGGAAAUCUUACUGAUUUACCAGCGAAUUGUUUUCCUGUACGAAAUCUUUUACGUAGUUCAUCAUCAAAUCAGCAAUGGGUUGUAGCAUUACGUGAUACAGAACAACGACGUUUUGCUGCUAUACUUACAACACUUUCAACACCAACACCAUUUGAAACUGAAAUUGCUCAAAGAGAAACAAAGAAGAAACAACGAUGGUCAGGAAAAGAAAAAAUAGUUGAACAUUUAUUAGAUGGAUUUUUUAUUAUGCAUCAUUGUGCUAUUGAAGAUCCAUCGAAUGUUGUCAUUUUAAAUGUUAAUGGAUUAGACUUACAAGAAAUUAAAGAAGAAGAUUUUUUAUUAUUUGAUAAUGUUUUACGUAUUGAUGCAAAUGAAAAUCAAUUACCAUUUCAUGGUUUUAAAACAUUUCCACAAUUAACUCAACUUGAUUUAUCAUUUAAUCAAAUUAAAAAUAUUAAACUUAAUGUUAAUGAUUAUGAAACACUUGAAGAAUUAAAUCUUUCAUAUAAUAAUUUAACAAUGCAUGAUAUUGAAACAUUAGGAAUUUUACCAUCAUUACGUAUACUUCGUGCAAGUGGAAACGAUCUUGUUGGAUUAUCACGUCGAUUAGCUAAACCUUUUGUACAUACUGAUAUACAUGGAAAAGAAUAUGUGAAAGAACGUUUUCCUCGACUUGAAGAAUUAUAUCUUGAUCAUAAUAAACUUGUUGAAGAUGAGCUUUUCAUUCAUUUAUCAUGUUUAAAAAAUCUUAAACGUCUUCAUAUACAACAUAAUCAAAUUCGUACAAUUCCAUUUUUAAAAGUUCUACAAGGUCGUCAAGUUGUUCAAGAAUAUUCAAAAACAGCCAUGAAACGAAAACAAAUUACUAAUCCUCCGAUGAAUUAUUUUCAACAUGGUCUCAAUUCAGCUGGUGAUGAAUUGAUAAAGAGUACAAUAUUCGAAGAAGAUGAAGAAAAUCCUACAAAUAAUCAAACUAAAAAUAUUGUCACAGAAGAUGAAGAUAUUGCUUUACCAGCUUUUCCUGAAUUACAAUAUCUUGAUAUAAGUUCUAAUUUGAUUGAAGAAGAAGACGAUGUGAUGGCAGUUGCAUCAUGGCCUAGUUUAACUGAAAUUAUUCUUGCUGAUAAUCCACUUGUUCAACGUCAUGUUGGUUUUCCACCUUUAAUUGAAAGUUUUCUAAUGGAUCGACUGGGAAUGAAAGUUCAUCGAGUAAAUCCAUCUUUAAAAUCUGAAAAACAGUUUUAUGCUAAGCCGAUCAAAAAACAUCGUCAAGUUACAAGUCGUAUAGCUAAAGUUCCAAAAGUACCUAUUGAUCAAUUAAUUUCGGGUGCUGUUAAACAAUAUAUUGAUUAUGUUAAAAAUGAUACUGAUGUUCAAUCCGAUCAACAAUUACUUCCAUUAUUAACUGGUACAAGUGAACAAAAUUCUUCAUCAGAUGAAGAUAAAUAUAAAACAAUUGAUACAACUUUAAAUGAAGAAGAAAAUAAAUUUAAUAGUAAUUCAACAACUGUAGGUCAAAGUCCAAAUCAACAAACAGAAAAUAUAUUUAUGACUGAAUUUGAACAUGAUGAUAUUUAUCAAAAUGUCAUUCAAAUAGAAAGGCCACAUCCACCUGAACCCUCAGGUCCAUUACAGCCUUCAAUGUUGCCUGAUGAAAAAUUUAAAGGUUUUGAAGUGUUUCUCGAUAUUGAAAAUGAAGAAGAUAUUACCGUUCCAAAAAAUGUUAUUCAUUGUGUACGUGAUUUAAAACAAAUUUUACGUAAUCCAUUAGUUAUUAGACAUGAUAAUGUUCAAGUCACUCGUCGUCAACGUACGUUUAUACCAAAAAGAAUGGAACGUACUUUACCACCGGUCAAAUUACCGAAUAGACCUAAAGUUGAAGAAAUUAAUAAAUUAUUAGAUAUAAUACGUGAUCGAGAAACAAUUAUUGAUCAGCCACUUGAUAAAGUAUUAAAUAAUAAAAAAGAUAAAAUAAAUCAAAGACGUGCAAAAUCACUUGUUACUCAAAUUCAACAUCAUUAUGAACAAGUGCGAGGUAUAUCAUUACGUAAUGUUCGUACUCCGGGUACCAUAUUAGAUACAGCUAUUGAAAGAUUACAAAAAUUUGAUACGAAUAUUUCGAUAAACAAAGAAUCAUUGCCUUCUCGUUUACCAACUGCCUAA
This is a messenger RNA of Rotaria sp. Silwood1, 2214 nucleotides long. Lineage: Eukaryota; Metazoa; Rotifera; Eurotatoria; Philodinida; Philodinidae. The record is from the annotation of a GenBank genome assembly.